This is a messenger RNA of Labrus bergylta (ballan wrasse), 1254 nucleotides long. The record is from RefSeq and is a predicted model, not a curated record. Lineage: Eukaryota; Metazoa; Chordata; Actinopteri; Labriformes; Labridae.
AUGCAUGAUGACAAAGCAGAGGAUAACAACAGUGUGAAGAAGGAACCAGAAGUGAUCCAGUACUCCAACAAAACAAAAGGAGGAGUGGACACAAUGAAGGAUCAGAUGGUCCACACCUUAUUUUUACCAAGACAAUUCAACAGAGUGAGGACUGUUUUGCUUCUGGGAGGUCUCCUCAUGGUUUUUUAUCUCUACAAAGAUUUUCUUGACUACAAAAUCCUCCAUGUAGAUGCCGGAAUGGAUGGCAGUCGAAUAUUACCGUUCAUCCAAAAUACCUCCUAUGUAUUUUCCUGGCCAAGUUGUGAAAAAAAUAUGUCUGUUGACAACAUCACAAAUUUCCACUUACUUCCUGAUCGCAUGCAGGACUAUUUUUAUUAUCAACACUGUCGACAUUUCCCAAUGCUACUGGACCUUCCUGACAAAUGUGGAGGAGCUGAUGGAUCCUCAGAAGUCUUCCUUCUUUUAGUCAUCAAAAGCUCCCCGGAGAAUCAUGACCGCAGAGAGACCCUGCGCAAGACCUGGGCAAACGAGAGUUUGCAAAACAGUGUGUGGAUCAGACGUAUCUUUAUCAUAGGAUCAAUGGGGUUGGACAUUGAGAAGAAAAGAGUAAACAAAGUUCUCAAGUUGGAGCAAAGUCAGCACAAUGACAUUCUUCAAUGGGACUUUAAGGACACUUUUUACAACCUCACCUUGAAGCAGAUACUCUUUCUGGAAUGGAUGGAAAGAAACUGUCCUAAGGCACGUUUCCUGUUAAAUGGUGAUGAUGAUGUCUUUGUGAACACAAACAAUGUGGUCAAGUAUCUCCAAAGCCUAGAGGACAAUGAUGGAAGCAAACACCUCUUUACCGGCUGUCUGAUAAGAGGUAUGCCACCCAUUAGAGAUUCAAGGAGCAAGUAUUUUGUUCCAGUCCAGUUGUAUGAGUUAGACUCAUACCUCCCUUACUGUAGUGGUGGGGGCUUCUUCUUAUCAGGUUACACGGCUUUGGUCAUAUACAAAAUGUCCAAGUCGAUUGCCCUUCUUCCCAUUGAUGAUGCCUACAUGGGAUUGUGCCUGGCCAAAGCAGGACUUAGUCCAGAUAUGCAUUUGGGUGUGAAGCCAUUCGGACUUCACAGUCUCUCCAGACGUGCAGAUAAAUAUGACCCUUGCUUUUAUAAAGAACUUCUACUUGUUCAUAAAUUCCUUUCAGCUCAAACAUAUCUUAUGUGGCACAGUAUAAAUGACCCCAAUCUGAAAUGCUUUGGCAAUGCCAAAUAG